Molecule: messenger RNA, 1677 nt
Organism: Fusarium oxysporum Fo47
Lineage: Eukaryota; Fungi; Ascomycota; Sordariomycetes; Hypocreales; Nectriaceae
Product: phthalate transporter
Exons: 4
Coding region: 1-1677 (558 amino acids)
Biological process (GO): transmembrane transport
Cellular component (GO): membrane
Molecular function (GO): sulfate transmembrane transporter activity
Source: RefSeq, a predicted model, not a curated record
AUGUCUAGUAAAGACGGUCACGCUGAAUCCUAUCCCGCUGGAGACUUCGCGACACAGCCUGUCAAGCGUCAAAGAUGGUAUCAUCUCUAUGGCAAAGAUCUCAGCCACGUACCAGUCGACGAAGGCUACUCGACAGGCUCAGAGACCGCUUCCCUACACAGUGACUUUGUGAAUAACCAUCACAAUGUCUUUGCUGCUCCCGAAGCCGUGGAUAUCUACAAGAUAGUAGAUGGCUUCGAGGGUGCUCACCGCUUCGAGCCUUCUGCGACUUGGGAAGCCCAGGAGGAGGAGAAGCUGGUAAGACGGCUGGACCGUGGCAAUAUUGUUCAAGCUCUUUCGGAUGGCAUGCUAAAUGAUCUCGGUCUCACGACAAAUGACUACAACAAUGGCAUGACGAUAUUUUACUGUUCGUUCCUAUUCGCAGAGCUCCCAUCACAAGUCAUUGGGAAGAAGCUUGGACCAGACGUCUGGAUCCCUAUCCAGAUGGUACUCUGGAGUGUCGUGGCAAUGUCGCAAGCCGCGCUUCAAGGAAGGACUAGCUUCUUUGUUUGCCGCUGGUUGCUUGGAAUGCUCGAAGGAGGGUUCAUCCCCGACACCAUUCUUUAUCUUUCGUACUUUUACAAGAAUGUGGAGCUCCCCCGACGCCUAAGUUGGUUUUGGACAUCGUACCAAGGCACGCAGAUUAUUGGUGCCUUUUUGGCAUACGGUAUUCUCCACCUCAGGGGCCACAGUGGGCUGCAUGAAGGCUGGAGGUAUCUCUUCUUGAUUGAGGGAUCCUUCACUGCACUUAUCGGCAUACUAACCUUCCUCUACUUACCGCCAUCCCCUACACAGACGGCUCGCACAGGCUGGAAAGGUUUACUGCGACCCAAGGCUGGAUGGUUCACUGAACGCGAAGAGAUCAUCAUGAUCACACGAGUUCUUCGGGAUGAUCCUGGCAAGGCUACCAUGCACAACCGCCAGGGCUUAACGGGCAGCCUGAUAUGGGAAGCUCUCACUGACUACGACAUGUGGCCUAUCUACCUCAUCGGUCUUUCCUGGGGUAUUCCUAACGCGCCUCCCCAAGCAUAUAUUACACUGACCUGCAAGGCUCUUGGUUUUGAUACUUUCCAUACCAAUCUUCUUACCAUUCCGGCAUAUACCUUGUUCAUUAUACAGCUACUGUUCUGGACCUGGGUAUCCGAGAGGAUCAAUCAGCGUGUUCUUCUCGGUGUUAUCGGCCAGCUAUGGUCCUUACCACUUCUGGUUUCCCUGGUCACUUUGCCUCCCAUCUUCCCGGGCUGGAAAUGGACAAAAUGGACUCUUUCUACACUUCUUGUCGGCGCUCCCUACCCUCAUGCGAUUCUUGUGGCCUUGACGUCUCGCAAUGCCGGAUCCGUCCGCACUCGUACUGUUGGCUCCUCGCUCUACAACAUGAGCGUUCAAAUGUCGAGCAUUAUAUCCUCACAGAUCUACCGUAAGGACGAUGCACCAUACUAUUACACUGGAAAUAAAGCGCUACUUGGUGUCUUGAGUUAUAAUAUCUUGAUCUACAUCUUCAUCAAGGUCUACUAUGUUAGGGAAAAUAAUAGAAGAGAUAAGAUCUGGGAAGGCAUGAGCAGGGAAGAGAGAAUUAAUUAUCUAAAAACAACAACUGACAAGGGAAACAAGAGGCUGGAUUUCAGGUUUGCUUCAUAA